Messenger RNA from Gastrolobium bilobum, 1608 nucleotides. Its product is annotated as UDP-glycosyltransferase 83A1-like. The transcript has 2 exons. The record is from RefSeq and is a predicted model, not a curated record. Gene Ontology annotation, molecular function: UDP-glycosyltransferase activity. The coding region runs from base 138 to 1487 and encodes 449 amino acids. NCBI's taxonomy places the organism in Eukaryota, Viridiplantae, Streptophyta, Magnoliopsida, Fabales, Fabaceae.
GCCACGAUGUGCAUAUAAAAGAAUGACAAUAAAUCCUUAAGUUUCACCGAAAACUCCCUCAAUAUCAAUCUCACAACCUUUGAAGCUUGAAAAUCUUUCAGCUUUCUCGCUCAGACUUCGUUCCCUGCAGCACGCAAAUGGGCAUCCCUCACUUUCUUGCUAUACCAUAUCCAGUUCUUGGACAUGUGAAUCCCCUUAUGCAGUUCUCUCAGGUUCUAGCCAAACAUGGCUGCAAGAUCACAUUUCUCAACACAGAGUUCAGCCACAAAAGAGCAAAUAUAGCUGCUGGUGGUGCUGCUGGCCUAGACAAACUCAAUGAUGGUUCACAGAUAAAGUUUGUCACACUCCCAGAUGGUUUGGCCCCUGAAGAUGACAGAAGUGACCACCUCAAACUUGUUUUCUCAAUCAAAAACAAUAUGCCUGCUAUGCUUCCCAAGCUCAUACAAGACAUUAAUGCUUCCAAUGUUGACAAUAACAUCACUUGCAUAGUUGUUACAAUGAAUAUGGGUUGGGCCUUGCAGGUUGGCCACAAAUUGGGAAUUAAAGGUGCUUUUUUAUUUCCUGGCUCAGCAACUACAUUGGCCUCAUGUCAUUGCAUCCCAAACCUGAUUGAUGAUGGAAUCAUAGAUUCAGAUGGACUACCCACCAAAAAACAAGAAAUUCAGCUUUUCCCAGAUAUGCCUAUGAUGGACACAGCAGACCUACCAUGGUGUACCCUAGGUAAGACCCUGUUCCCUCAUAUAGUUCAAGAGAUGCAAACUAUGAAGUUAGGAGAAUGGUGGCUUUGCAACACCACUUGUGAUCUUGAGCCUGGGGCACUUGCCAUAUCACCAAGGUUCAUGCCAAUUGGUCCAUUGAUGGAAAGUGACAACAAUAUUAAAAGCUCAUUCUGGGAAGAAGACACAACUUGCCUAGAAUGGUUGAAUCAGCAUCCACCUCAAUCUGUCAUAUAUGUUUCCUUUGGUAGUUUGGCAGUUGUGGACCCCAACCAAUUCAAAGAAUUAGCUCUUGGACUUGAUCUCCUUAACAAGCCUUUUCUUUGGGUUGUGCGUCCAGAUAAUGAUAACAAUGUAAACAAUGUAUACCCUGAUGAAUUCAAUGGAAGUAAAGGUAAAAUUGUUGGUUGGUCACCACAGAAGAAGAUAUUAAACCACCCUGCAAUAGCUUGCUUCAUUACUCACUGUGGUUGGAAUUCUACUAUAGAAGGCGUCUGUGGUGGCAUACCUUUAUUGUGUUGGCCAUUUUUUAGUGACCAAUUUGUUAACAAGUCAUAUAUUUGUAAUGUGUGGAAGGUUGGAUUGGGAUUAGACAAGGAUGAAAAUGGAUUAAUAUCCAAGGAAGAGAUAGGGAAGAAGGUGGAGUUACUGCUUGGCGAUGAAGAAAUUAACGCAAGAUCAUUGAAGCUGAAGGAAAUGAUCAUUAAUAACAUGGUUAAAGGUGGCCAAUCUUCAACAAACAUCGACAAGUUUAUCAACUGGGCCAAUUAGUAAUACUUGGGCUAUAGUUUGGAUUGGAAUAUGGAAGUUGGAUUUUUUUUUAUUUUUUUUUGACUUUUUUGGUUUGAAAUUUAUUACAUACAUAUAUAUUAGACAAAAUGAUCUAGAAUAA